Molecule: messenger RNA, 471 nt
Organism: Didymodactylos carnosus
Lineage: Eukaryota; Metazoa; Rotifera; Eurotatoria; Philodinida; Philodinidae
Source: the annotation of a GenBank genome assembly
AUGAUGUUAGCUGUAACAACACAUCGACAAUUUUUAUCUCAAGUAAACCAUAAAAGUUUUCGUCAAUUAUUUCAAAUGUCUAACAAAUCAUCUGCUGUUGCUGAUCAAGUUAAAACCUUAAUCAGAGAAAAUACGGUUAUGGUAUUUUCAAAAACAGCCUGCCCUUAUUGUGUAAAAGGUAAUGUGAUUAUGGAUAGUCCUGUAACUAAAAUUAGUCAAAUUUUAUUUCCUGUUUUAGCAAAGAAAGUUUUAUCAAAAUAUAAAUUAAAAAGUAAUAAAGUUAUUGAAUUAGAUCAAAUAGAUGAUGGUAAUUCGUAUCAACAAGUAUUAGGUGAAAUCACAUCAGCGCGCACAGUUCCCCGCAUAUUUAUCGCUGGUAAAUGUAUUGGUGGUGGAGAUGAUACAGAAGCUUUGGAUAAAAAAGGAGAAUUAGAAAAAAUAUUAAAAAAGGCAGAUGCUAUUCAAGAUUAA